Messenger RNA from Tetrapisispora phaffii CBS 4417, 2448 nucleotides. RefSeq lists its product as uncharacterized. Gene Ontology annotation, biological process: telomere maintenance. Gene Ontology annotation, cellular component: chromosome, telomeric region. NCBI's taxonomy places the organism in Eukaryota, Fungi, Ascomycota, Saccharomycetes, Saccharomycetales, Saccharomycetaceae. The coding region runs from base 1 to 2448 and encodes 815 amino acids. Gene Ontology annotation, molecular function: DNA binding. The transcript has a single exon. The record is from RefSeq and is a predicted model, not a curated record.
AUGGAUUCAAUAGCAUUACUUUCAAGAAUUACUUUGGUUAAUGAUAAAUUCACAUUGUAUUUCCAUGAUGGCCAUGUCUUAUCACAUAUUGUUUUAAAUAAAUCCAAUGAAAAAAUAGAUUUUUAUAAUUCAAAGAUUAUAGUUACGUUGCUGUUCAAGAACUUCAAUAUCGACUUGCUAUUAGAUAAACAACCAUUUGAUUACAAUAAUAUCCAUCAUCGAAAAUUAAUCUUUGUGUCAUAUUUAUUCAAAGAUAAUAUUUUACAGGAGUUGUUUCCAUUGAAUUUAACUAUGCUGAAAAAUCUAAUAAAGACAAGAAAUGAAGAUCUGCUUAAUAUCUUCAAAUAUUUAAUAUCAAGUUCUUUGAAUCAAAAUGAUCCAUUUACUCUAGAAAUGAUAAUUGAUGACAUGCCUGAAGAAUUGAUUGAUAUGUUAGGGUCAAUUGAAACUAAUAAACUAGCUCCUACACGAAAAAGACAACUAAGUCAAGAAUUAGAAAAUAAUAUAGAAGAUGAUGAUAUUAAUGAACUUAUUGAAACAUCAUCAGAUAGCGAUAACAAUUCAACUGAUAACUCAGUAUACACUACCCCAAAACAAUAUCAAAGAAAAGUAAGAAAACUUAAUGCAAAUGAAGUAGCAAUUGAAAAUAUGGAACCCCCUAAGACUUUUUUACCAUACCCUCAAAUAAAUACCAAAGAAACUAAAACUGGUAAACUAAUAGCUAUGUUUCCAACAUAUUUUAAUAGUAUGGAAUUAUUGAAAAAUACUAAAAUCCACUUAUUUUUUAUCCCUGAGGAAAUGGAAAAUGAACAUCAAAGAACACUACCUAAUUAUGAAUUAAAACCUAACAUUAAUUGUAUUGAAUUCGUAAUGUCAGUCAAAGAAAUGCAACAAGUAUUCGGCAAAAUUGAGGAUUCAAAAUCAUUAAAAACAAUUGCAUUUAAUAAAGAUUCAAUAAUAGAUUUUCAACUUAUGAAAAUUGCCUACAAAAAUAAUUUAUAUUCUGCAAUUUGGAAAUUAAAAAGAUUUAGAGUUAAUACUAAAAAAAAGGUAAAAAAAACCAAUUCCAGAAAAAAUGCUUCUUUUCUAAAUAAUGUCAUAUCUAAUUUUGUUCCAAGUUCUGAUCCUGAUAAUGCAGCUAAUGUAAAUUCAUAUAAUGGAAAGCCCUCUUCACCACAAUCGGAUCCGAUUUUACAAUUCAGUGGACUAGUUUUAAAACCUGGCGAGACAAAAUAUUUUCAGCUAUAUUGUAUCUUAUUGGCAUGCUCUGAUGAAAGUCACUCAUUUCUUAAGCUGACUGUAACAGAUUUCACAAAGAAUACAAUGAUACAACAAAAAUACUUAAUUGAUAAAUUUUUGAUAGACUACAAUAAUAAGAUUGAUGACAAUGAAGGUAUUAGACUAAUAAUGUAUCCAAAUGUGUUUAAACCAUUUAAUGAGAAAGUGAAGAAAUUGUAUAAUAAGGAAAUCAAAGAUAUGUUUAUCGGAACUUCAAAAAAUUUAUCAGACAAAGGUAUUCUUUGUAAAAUGACCAUUAAAGCAAAUCUAUAUUCAGAUAAAUUGAAUGCAAUUGUAAGGGAAUGUGAACCUAUUCCAGUAGAUGAAUUUACUUCAUUAACUGACCACGAAAAAUUCUACGUAGAAAAAUUAUAUUCUAAUACUUUUCCGAGAAUAACUCAUUAUUCUCAAAGAUUUGUGUUAGAUUAUUAUAAGAUCUGUUUUCCAUUUGAAUGGAAUAAUUUGAAACUUGUAUUGACUUUACCAGUAAAGAAAAAUGUUCCAAUAUUAAAUCCUCAUUUGCUAAACAAUAGAGAACGUUAUGGUAAUAAAAGUAUUGAGUCUGAUUUCGAAGAAGACUCUGAGUCUGAAGACGACUCUGAGUCUGAAUCCCAAGAGGAAAAUGGAGAAGACUGGAAAGAUGAUUUCGACCCUGAAAAUGAUGCAAAUGAAACUGAUUACACUUUGUUUGAUGAUACCUCCUCUGAAAUGCUAAGUUCUCGAUUUACUGAAGAAAAUGAUUUCUAUAAAUUAAAUCAAGUACCGCUAAGUGACAGGCAAAUUUACACUGUCAAAACAGAAAUAGUAAAUGUUGAUUGUAAUAAAUUCUAUUUUGAGUAUUUUUUAAGAUCACAAGAUAACAAAGAUAAUUUUGUUGACCCAAGAAAGACAAUCAAUGCUAUUAUCAAUCCUACAAGAAGAUUAAAAAGGUUCUUCAAUUUAACAGAAGCAGAAUCAAAGCCAGAUAAAAUCUUACAAAGUAUCAACAGUAGAUAUGCAAGUGAUAUAAAAAGAAUUAUUAACCAAAAUUUUACACUGAAAUUGAAUAGAAACUAUAUCUUGCUAUCAAAAAAUGUAAAAUUACUGACCUGGUCUCUAGUAGGUGUUACUAUGGAAGAAUUAAACCCUUUAAAUACAAACAAUACCAUCGAAGUAAAACUUGAAAUAUAG